AUGAAGUUCCUCGCCCUCCCUCCACUCGCCCUCCUCGGCCUCGCAUCCGCGCAGCAAAUAUCCAUCGAGUCCCCGCGGCCAGGCACCACCCUCCACCGCAACCGCCCAACCGACAUGGUGGUGCAGACACAGAACAACGGCACGGUGCAGGAAGUCUCGGUGGUGCUCAGCAUCCUCCCCUGCCCGGACGGCACGUGCCCCAACGCCGGCGAGGACCUGGGCACCAUCUUGUCGGCCGGCCCGUUCCAGCCGACCGGCCAGCCGCCGGAGCAAAAGUUCAGCAUCAACAUCCCCGAGUCGUUUCCCGUGGGCUACGCCGAGCUGCUGGCUACGCACUUUGUGCUGACGGGGGUGAGUUAUCCCGACCUGGUUGGUGGUGGCACGUGA
Messenger RNA from Metarhizium acridum CQMa 102, 387 nucleotides. RefSeq lists its product as uncharacterized. The record is from RefSeq and is a predicted model, not a curated record. Lineage: Eukaryota; Fungi; Ascomycota; Sordariomycetes; Hypocreales; Clavicipitaceae.